AUGUCAUCUGAAGAUCUCAUUCGAUUGGAAGAUUGGGAGGUCACUGGCGUUUGUGCACAAAUGCAAUCACGAGCCAAUUCAAUAACGAGCACAAAUUACUCCCAAGAUUGCUUGGAAAUCCCGCGGGAGUUAAAAAUGGAAGACGGGAUGGUGACACCGAGAAAUCACUUCGUCACUUUGAUUGGUGUUUCGAUUCUUUUUUCGGAAAGAGAAGCCAGCAGUAAUAUUGUAAUAUUCGGCACAAGACAAUCAUCAUCUUAUCGGGUAUCGGCUGUAUGGGUUGGCUUCCUUACUGGUAACGUGAUGGGUAUAACUGACAUGAUGGUAUUUGACACCCGGGGAUUUUCCUUUCUACCUGGAAGAAGUUUGAGUAGCAAACACGUACAACAUAGGUCUAGUCGCUCCGUCAUGAGCUUGUUCAUCUUGGACGAUAUGAUUGUUGACGAGUCCGGCGAUUCUCAUGAAAAUAAACGUGUGAAAAUUACUACGGCAUGCGAUACUUGUCGUAGGCGAAAGGUUAAAUGCGAUGUUCCCGAGGCUCAUUCAAAAAAUCGAUCUCAACUCAUUUUAGGUUACCAAUGCACAUUCUCCGAUGCAUCAACGAAAAGGCCUAGAGGUCCUCCUAAAGGAUUCGUGGCUCUCAUAGAGGAUAGACUGCACACCAUAGAGUCCCUCUUGGUUAACCUUGUGAACAAGGACAAUAUCAAUGAAAAUAUCAAGGAGGUGAAGAGAGAGAGGGAGCAGACGAUCGAGGAGACGACGACAAGCACCCAACAAAGAUUUUCCACCUUUAAGAUACGCCACUAUUCCCCUUCGACUAACAACUCCCAGCAUCAUCUGUUCAUUCCAUCUACUCCGCCCACCGAUUCAGCUGGAUUAUUGGAUCACUCUCAGAGUUUGAUGCCCUCCUUUGGCGAUGAGCUCGCCAGCGAUGACGAGGAUUGUCUCCAACAAAACUUGAUCUCCCCUUUCGCUGAAAACAGUUUGCAAAGCAGGUCCUUAUCAUUUCUCAUUAACCAAGAUCAAUCGGACGUCGGCUCAUACGUCGAACCGCCGUUACCAACAUCCACGCCAAGUCUCGAAUCUCUGCAACCUGACGUUGAACGUCAAUUACUGGAAAAAUACUUCAAUCACUUUCACCCUUACUUUCCGAUAGUCAACAGAAGUCAAUUCAUCAGACGACUGAAUGUCGAAGAUCAACCCUCGCCGUUGCUCCUCAACGCUAUCUAUGCCGUCGGUGCUCUAUUUCCUCCGGUCCUUUCGGAUUCCUCCAAUCCAUCGGUUUAUUAUGAAAGAGCUCGGAGUUUACUGGAUCAUUUUAUCGACGUACCCAGGUUAUCCACCGUCCAGGCAUUGAUCCUCUUGUGCAUGGUAGACCAAGGAAAGCCGUCGUCAUACAGAUCGCAAACUUACUCAUCUAUGGCCAUCCGGAUGGCACAAAGUAUGGGGUUGAAUCGCCGAAAUGGUGAGGUGUACCAAGGAAAAGGCCGACAGACGAAAAAAUUGGUGUGGUGGGGAUGCUUCAUUAUUGAUAGGUUGAACAGCCUUUCCACCGGUGACCCCUUGGCCAUCAACGAUAAGCUAUGUGACAUCGAAUUUCCGUCGCCGGACGAAGUUGACGAUCAAGAUGAAAACCAGCAACCAUCGUCAUCUCAACAGACCAACACUCAAAGUUCCACCUAUACCCAGCAAAUCAACAUCUUCGUGAAUUUCGCAAGACUCGCGAGACUGACUGGUCAAAUCAUCGAACAUUUGCAAUCGGUUUCUUGCACCGGGAUUUCUUCAUCUUGGAAUCAUCAUGUGAUGGUUUCCGGUUUUGAGAACUUACUCCUUUCCUGGCUACGGGAAUUACCACCUUACUUGCACUACACGCCAUCCCCACAGCACAUGAAACUCCCGGGACACAUAGCCUCAAUACAUAUGCACCAUCAGGCAUUAUUCUUGAUGCUUCAUUAUCCGUACAUUGCGGGAGGUCACAAUUCUCGAUCAAGAAACUCCAGGGCGUACGCAAAGUCUCUGAGCGUGUGCACAUCGGCCGCAAAUCGCAUCACGCACAUUGGUGUGGAAGCUCUGAAUAACAUCAACGUGUGCAUAACAUUUCCCACCAUGUUCUAUUGCCUCGGAAAAGCCGCCAAGGUUCACAUGAUCAACAUCGCUUCGAAUCAACGCGGACUGGCCAUCCCCGCAUACGAAAAUAUCGUGAAGAUCAUCAAGAUUUGCCGGUUCUAUGAAGAGAAUAACAUCAUCGCUGAGCUGGCCAGUCAAACUGUCAAGGCUCUAGGAAAGGUCUUAAUCGAUAAUCAGGAUAAAUUCUCCCAAGAGGACAAUUUUAUUUCCACCAGUCUGCCGUCACAGCCAUCAUCGACGCACAACAUCAAGAUAUCACCGACCAUGGCAAAUCAGACGUAUGGAGGAGAACCCUCGACCGCGGCAAUUGACAAUCGAACAUCACAGGCACAAUUGAUGGUCACGGUUCCGCCCGCGUAUGUCCCAUAUUCUUCUCACUCCGGAAAUUCGAAGAGGGAAUCUCCGCCACCGCCGUCAUCUGCCUCAACAAACAUCCAGCAACAGCGAUCCCAAAAUUUUUCGUACACACAGGCACAGGAAAACACGACACAGCAGCAAUUCCUGCCGGUGAAUCACGGUCACAUAUUUGAUCAGUUCACAACCAUGCAAAUGCAAUCCCCGGCCAUGAUAUCGACAACGGUGGCCACCGAGAUAUCGGGAGAACCUCAAUUUUGGGAACUCGGAAUGAAUUUUUCCUCCGCUCACACCGGUAUGGUCGAGGGGUUUAACAACAAUAAUCCGUAUAACAAUCAGAUGACUGUUACCAGUCCGGUGUCGGCAACCUCCACGACCACGACACCAUCCAUACCUCCGAGUACCGUAUCGUCUUCACCCUCGGACUACUUUGCCUCUCAACAGUUACCUCAACAACAAAGGCAAAAGACACCUAGCACCUCAUCCGCAUCCACGUUCUCACAGGGUGCAUUAAAGCCUCCCGCGAGAUCAAGUCAAAUGUCUCUUGAUUCUAUCGAACGCGACAGUGAUCCCGGUUCGAACAUGAUGACGGAGGCAUUGAGGAACGCUGGAUUGCAGAAUGUCCAUAAUACGCAAAGGUAUGUCUUUAUGGAUACGAAUGACAAUAAUGACAAUGGUGUCUAUGGUCGAAUGUCUGCCACCAAUGAGACUCAUCCACGAAUUUUCCACAAGAUCCACCCUCGACGGAUGACGAAGAAAGAAGUCAGCACAUUGCAAGACAGCAGGCUUUCUCACACCUCUAAUAAUGGCGGUCAACAAUCUACGAAUCACGCUGAAGCCAUAUACGUCUUGUCAAGAAGACCAAGUAGUUGUGGCCUAACAUCCGCUGUUGGAGGUUUAAAAUUCGGCGCUUCUGUUGGUCAUGAGAUCACCUCCGUUGGAAUUGGCUGCGAUGACAGUUAUGAGCAACAACACAAUGGUCCAUUCAGUGCGACCACCUUAGAAAUGAAGGAGAUUAAUGUUGGUUACUCUGAGCGUCCUUUAAAUGAUAGUGUCGAGCCUGAAAAUAGCCGUAGUACUACAAUUGUCAAUUGCGGAAUUAAAGGAAAAGACAUGGUUGUUUAUCUUUGCUAUCUGAACAGUGCAAAAACUUUGAAGAAGUUAAAACGUUAA
Acaulospora morrowiae is the source of this 3654-nucleotide messenger RNA. Lineage: Eukaryota; Fungi; Glomeromycota; Glomeromycetes; Diversisporales; Acaulosporaceae. The record is from the annotation of a GenBank genome assembly.